Molecule: messenger RNA, 1134 nt
Organism: Pipistrellus nathusii (Nathusius's pipistrelle)
Lineage: Eukaryota; Metazoa; Chordata; Mammalia; Chiroptera; Vespertilionidae
Source: the annotation of a GenBank genome assembly
AUGUCCCCGGUGAACCAGUCAGUGGAAGGCCUUCUGCAGGAGGCCUCCAACCGAUCUCUGAAUGCUACGGAUCCUCCAGAGGCCUGGGACCCGGGGACCCUGCAGGCCCUCCAGAUUUCUCUGGCCGUGGUCCUCGCCGUCAUCACGCUGGCCACGGUCCUCUCCAACGCCUUCGUGCUCACCACCAUCUUCCUCACCAGGAAGCUCCACACCCCGGCCAACUAUCUCAUCGGCUCGCUGGCCACGACGGACCUCCUGGUUUCCAUCCUGGUCAUGCCCAUCAGCAUCGCGUACACCAUCACCCACACCUGGAGCUUCGGCCAGGUCCUGUGCGACAUCUGGCUGUCCUCGGACAUCACGUGCUGCACGGCCUCCAUCCUGCACCUCUGCGUCAUCGCCCUGGACCGGUACUGGGCCAUCACCGACGCCCUGGAGUACAGUAAGCGCCGGACCGCCGGCCACGCGGCGGCCAUGAUCGCCGUGGUCUGGGCCAUCUCCGUCUGCAUCUCCAUCCCGCCCCUCUUCUGGCGGCAGGCCAAAGCUCAGGAGGAGAUGCUGGACUGCCAGGUGAACACCUCUCAGAUCUCCUACACCAUCUACUCCACGUGCGGGGCCUUCUACAUCCCGUCCGUGCUGCUCAUCAUCCUCUACGGCCGCAUCUACCUGGCCGCCCGGAGCCGCAUCCUCAACCCGCCCUCCCUCUACGGGAAGCGCUUCACCACGGCCCAGCUCAUCACGGGCUCGGCGGGGUCCUCCCUCUGCUCCCUCAACCCCAGCCUCCAUGAGGCCCACUCCCACCUGGCCGGCUCGGCCCUCUUCUUCCAGCAGGUGAAGGUCAAGCUGGCAGACAGCGCGCUGGAGCGCAAGAGGAUUUCGGCCGCUCGGGAGAGGAAGGCCACCAAGACCCUGGGGGUCAUCCUGGGCGCCUUCAUCGUCUGCUGGCUGCCCUUCUUCGUGGCGUCGCUCGUCCUCCCCAUCUGCCGGGACGCCUGCUGGAUCCCCCGAGCCCUCUUUGACUUCUUCACCUGGCUGGGCUACUUAAACUCGCUCAUCAACCCGAUCAUCUAUACCGUGUUCAACGAAGAGUUCCGGCAAGCGUUUCAGAAAGUGGUCCAUUUCCGGAAAGCCUCCUAG